AAAAAAUUAAACGGCGUUCUGUUUACGGGUCUUUCCCGUCUAGGAGGAGAUCGACUUGAGCUACCUACCCUGGGAUAAUUAUUGCAGGGGCGGGCACUCUCGCCGACGCGCCCCACGCCGCAGCAUGCUUCGAAGGUGCCAUGUCGGCGGCGCCGCCAUGACCAAGCUCCGCCGGGGGCUCGUCAGCCUCCCGCUGCGGACCCUGUCGUUCCCGGCCGUGCGCGCCCUGCUCGUCUGCGGCUUCCUCUGGCUGCUCGCCUUCACCUACGGCCGACUCUUCCUGUGGCGCGACCCCCACAGUGCCUACUUCCGCUCCGAAGGCGUCUACGACCUCGACUACUCGGCCGCUCGCCAGGCCGAAGCCCGCGCCUUUCUCCAACAAGUCAGCGCCGAGGUUACCGCCGACACAAAGGCCCACGGCGGCGCCGGCAAGACCAACGCUGAUGGAGCUGCUGCGCCCGAACCACGGCCCAAGGCGGGCCCCACCCCGGUCGUGUGCGCCGCCUUCGCGACCGUCCGACGCGACGGCGAUGUCGCCCGCCAGUACCUGGCCGACGCCGUGGGAUCGAUGCUGGCCGGCCUCGACCCGCGCGAGCGCGCCGCCAUUCACGUCAAGCUGCUCUUCGCCAACACGGACCCCGCGCAGCACCCGGAUUGGAAGGCCCCGUGGGUGGACGCCCUGAUCGAUGACGCGUCCGGGUACCGAGGCCUGACGGACCUGGAGCGGGCCGGGCUGCGCAAGGCCGAGGAAGAGCGCGACGUGCAGCUCAAGGGCAAUUUCGACUACCUGUACCUCCUCGAGCGCUGCCUCAAGGACACCGACGCGCCCUUCAUCGCCGUGUUCGAGGACGACAUCAUCUUCUCGGCCGACUGGGCCGCGCGCACCCUGCGGGGGCUGCAGUACCUCGUGCGCGACCACCAGAAGGCCGAGGGGGACAAGGACUGGCUGUACAUGCGCCUGUUCUACACCGAGACGCACCUCGGCUGGGCCGCCGAGCACGACUGGUGGUACAACCACCUGCCGCUCACUCUGGUCAUGGCCGCCGCCGGCUCCGCCCUCGUCCUCGUGCUCCUGCGCCUCGCGGGCUGCGGGCCCCGGCUGCGGCUCGACUGGGCCACCAUCGCCGUCGUCUCGCUGGUCGUCGCCCCCGGCUUCACGGCCCUCGCCUUCAUGGCGGGCAAGCACAACCUCCCGCUGCCGGGCUACAGCCUCCACCACAACGUCCCGUUCGGCCCGCCCGACUCCGCGCUGGCGGCGGGCGUCGCGCCCAUGGACAAGAACGCGUGCUGCACCCAAGCCAUCGUCUUCCACCGGCCCGCCCUGCCCGCCCUGAUCAAGAACCUCCGGAAGCGAGAGCGGGGCCAGACGGACUCCAUGAUUGAGGAGUACUGCGACGCCACGGGCUUCAAGAGGUUCGCGCUGCGCGAGCAGGCCGUCCAGCAUGUGGGCUUGGUCAGCAGCCGGGGCAUGCGGGUAGUCGACGCAAAGAGCGUGUGGGCGUUUUGGUUCGAGGCGAAUAAGCCUGCGGCCGUGGAGAAGUCUCAUCGCAAGAUGCUCGAGGAGAUCGACUGGGCCAUGUUCGAUAGACUAGCCGCCGGUGGAUAAGCCGUCUGCCGGUUGUUGCAUUCAAUAAAGUUGCGUGUCGGCAUCCGCGUCUGCUCUCCGCUUUCUCGGGGGUUACGACGCUUUGCUGUUUCUAUACCGCCCUCGAUAUUUCCUUUUUUUUUUUUUUUCCCCCGACGCUCCACCGUCAAUGAAACCACCGUCACUGCGCGUCUCGAUGUCGCGGUUGCUUUACGACAAACCAGGGUUGACCACGCCCACUGAGCGAUCUUUUGGUAC
Molecule: messenger RNA, 1843 nt
Organism: Thermothelomyces thermophilus ATCC 42464
Lineage: Eukaryota; Fungi; Ascomycota; Sordariomycetes; Sordariales; Chaetomiaceae
Exons: 1
Coding region: 158-1606 (482 amino acids)
Biological process (GO): GPI anchor biosynthetic process
Cellular component (GO): Golgi membrane
Molecular function (GO): glycosyltransferase activity
Source: RefSeq, a predicted model, not a curated record